UUUUGCUUUCCCAAGAAAGAGAAGAAGAUAAGCCUCCGGCCAUGGCGACAACGCCUUGUUGGGCAGCGACGGCCCUCCCGAAAUCGGGGCUGUGGGGAUCUAGGGUUUCGAUCGACGCUGCGCCGCCGAGGAAUGCAGGUAUUUCUUCGCGCCCGGGAUUGGUAGUGGAGGCCCGGAAGAGAAUCGAGGGGCGAGUGGUGUGCGCCAGCGACAAUAAGACGGUGUCGGUGGAGGUGACCCGGCUGGUGGUGGAUCCCAAGAGCAAGAAGCGGGUGCGGCGGUCCAAGAAGUAUCACGCGCACGACGAGGACAACUCGUGCAAGCUCGGGGAUUUCGUGACCCUCGCCAUGUCUCGCCCCUACAGCAAGACCAAGAGGUUUAUCGUGACGGACAUCAAGGGCAAGACCAUGGGCGGCGCCGCCACCACAGCGGCUACAGCGGUGGAACUGCCGCCAAUGCAAUCGCUAGUGGAAGGCGAGGGAGAACCACUGCAAGCGGCCGUGGCGAGUUGAUGUACCCAUGUAGAGAAAAGAUGCUUUGGUAUUGGCAAAGAAUUCCAGGGUUUUGGGUUGACUGCCUUCGAGAAGAAAUUCCAGGGUUUUGGGUUGACUGCCUUGACCUACUAGAAUGCUGCUGCUGCUGCUGUCCUCUGUCUUUACCAGGUGUUUAAUGACGAUGAGUAAGUCAACUCAUAGAAACACGAACCGGACGGGAACCUCUCCAAAAAGCCAUACGGAAAAAUCUUUAUUAUGUCCGAGAAGUUUUGUUCAGGGGUUAGAAACAAUGUCGAAUCUCGCUUUAGGUGAGGUCUCGAGUUGGGUGGCCAAUUCGCUCAAAGAGUAUCAACAUUUGUUCGA
This is a messenger RNA of Selaginella moellendorffii, 857 nucleotides long. Its product is annotated as 30S ribosomal protein S17. The coding region runs from base 42 to 512 and encodes 156 amino acids. Gene Ontology annotation, molecular function: structural constituent of ribosome. Lineage: Eukaryota; Viridiplantae; Streptophyta; Lycopodiopsida; Selaginellales; Selaginellaceae. The record is from RefSeq and is a predicted model, not a curated record. The transcript is spliced from 2 exons. Gene Ontology annotation, cellular component: ribosome. Gene Ontology annotation, biological process: translation.